Molecule: messenger RNA, 1343 nt
Organism: Arabidopsis arenosa
Lineage: Eukaryota; Viridiplantae; Streptophyta; Magnoliopsida; Brassicales; Brassicaceae
Source: the annotation of a GenBank genome assembly
CUUAAACAACAUACCCAUAUAAUAAUCUUUCUCGUUUUAGAAACUAUUGUCUUGUAAUAGUGCGAGAAAUGGAUUCAAGAUUCACCCAUUCCAUACCUACCUUAGGGUUCUUCUCACCUAUUCAUCUUCACAUCAUAAAGUUAUGUAGUAAUGGUAAGAGUGAAAAUGAGAGGAAAAACGGCGAUGAAGAAAGAAUUAGUAAAUACUCCUAUGUGAGUCCUCUAUGUAUGAGUGGAGGAGAUGGAUACAACAGUUACUCCACCAAUUCUCUUCUUCAGAGAAGAGUGUUAUCAAAGGCUAAACCGGUAUUGGUUAAGAACACAAAGGAACUGAUGAUAAACUUAAACUUUCCUACAUACAUUAAAGUAGCUGAUUUGGGUUGUUCAUCUGGACAAAACACAUUCUUGGCGAUGUCUGAAAUUAUCAAUACCAUCAAUGUGUUAUGUCAACAGAGGAACCAAAACCCACCAGAAAUAGAUUGUUGUCUAAAUGAUCUCCCUAAUAACGAUUUUAACACAACGUUCAAAUUCAUACAAUUCUUCAACGAGAAGAACAUCACGAGCAAAGAAUCAUACUUUGUCUCUGGAGUCCCCGGUUCUUUCUACUCGAGGCUCUUCCCUCGGAGGAGUCUUCAUUUCGUACAUUCCUCUUAUGGUCUCCAUUGGCUCUCUAAGGUUCCUGAAGGGCUUGAGAAGAGUAAGAUGAGUGUGUACAUCACAAAUUCAAGUCCUCUAAGUACAUAUAAGGCUUACUUAAAUCAAUUCCAAAGAGAUUUCGCGACAUUUCUUCAACUGCGUUCUGAAGAGAUGGUUUCUAAUGGACGCAUGGUUCUCACUUUCAUUGGUCGAAACACUAUUGAUAAUCCAUUGCAUAGAGAUUGUUGUCACUUUUGGACAUUAUUAUCCAAAUCUCUCCGUGACCUAGUCGUCGAGGGUCUUGUGAGUGCGUCGAAGGUAGAUUCGUUCUACAUUCCAUUUUAUGACCCCAACGAAAAAGAAAUAAAGGAGAUGGUACAGAAAGAAGGUUCCUUUGAAAUCAGAGACUUGGAGACACAUGGAUAUGAUCUUGGCCAUUGUAACCAAGACGAGUCAAAGAGAAGUAAAUCAGGGCAAAAUGAAGCCAAUUACAUCAGAGCGGUGAGUGAACCACUGCUCGUAGCUCACUUUGGAGAUGCCAUCACCAACAUAUUGUUUAACAAGUUUGCAUGUCAUGUGUCUCAACAUGCUAGUUGCAGGAACAAAACGACCGUCAGCAUAGUCGUUUCAUUGACUAAGAAAAAACUUUCCUCAUGUCCUAAAGUUUAGUACAAUUGUGUGUGGUCGUAUUAAAGGAACGUGCGACCA